GACCAACAAGUUCUCCCCAGUCUGAGGGAGGCCCUCACGCAGCGCACACAACGACGUGUGCCGCCCCGCAGUCCCCGCUGCUGCUGUGUGCCCCGAGAGUGUGUGUGUACGAGUGAGUGUGUGACAGUCGGCGGCACCCUUCGAAGUGCUGUAGUGUUGGUCUCAGGCCUUGCGAACACGGCCCAUAACCCAUUCUACUACUACCACAGUGUAUUUUGAAUGACCUCGAUGGUGGGUGGGUUGUUGAUGGUAGUACGUGCUGUGUUGUAUGUGACAUCAUCCACUUAGGGAGAUUGAAGAAGGUGGUCAGGUCAAUCCUCCGCCUCCACCUCCACCUUUGAGAUCGCCGUCUUAUGAGUAUACUGUGUGACGCCUUCACCUUUUCGUAUGAAACCCACAAUUGGUUGAUACGCCCAAGACAUCGUCGUCUCAGGUCGUGAAAAAAGUCGCCGUCAUUUCGACCUGGCUUGGAACAUGCCGCACGCCCAUCUGUUCAGCUUCUGAAUUUCCUGUCACUUCGCCUUCUGCCUCUGCUGGUUCUGCUGACUUCGCCUUUGCUGACCAUCGGCUUCGCCUGCAACUCGUGAAAGUGGCAGCGUCCGAAGGUGGUUCUGGCCCGGAGGUGGGCGGCGGGUGGCCGGGUGCGGGCGGAGGUCUUGGGUGGGGCGGGUUCACCGUGGCUCCCCACCCUCUUUUGGGUAGCAUGGCGGCGCCAGGGCCAGAUGCCCAGGGCGGCGCGGGGGCCGACACCCCCGGGAAGGAUAUGGCUGCCCUUCAUAAUCUACAGUCCAUGGAUUGGCUCUUCAAAAAGGAGAGGAUCUUCCUCUUGGCCCAGUUCUGGCAACAGAGGGCGACGCUGGCGGAGAACGAAGUCCACACCCUGAAGGAGCAGCUGGAGAGCGUCAAAUGCCAAAAAGCUUUAAAGGAGAGCAACAACAACAACCACAGUAACAACAACAACAACAAUAAUAACAACAACAACAACAAUGACAUCAACAGCACCAAUUCCAAUAACAUCAACACAACCACAACCACAACCACCACCGCCAAUUCGGAGUCUGGCCACGAGGUUGUCGAAUCCUCUGAAACUUCUUCCUCAGAGAGGAACGAAAGAGCCACUCCCGUGGAGGAACUGAUUCAGUCCAAAGAGAAAGAGGUACGUGAAGCUUCUUCCUCCAUCUCAGUAUCAUCAUUAUCUACUGACGAAGUGUCGAAAUUAGUCGAAGACAUCUCUAGGCUGCAGGCGGCUCUGUCGGGCGUGAAAGAAGCCACUGCAGCACAGGUCCAUGCCAUGGAAGAACAGUUAGAACAGAAGAACAGACUCAUCCAGCGCCUCGAGUCGAAACUGGAACAUUCCAGUCUGGAAGAAGCUAAAAGAGAUUUACAAAAUAUAAGAGAGGGUCGAAUGGGCCAUGAGAAUUUAGCGUUUCCUCCAAGAUCCUUGGAGAGUUUAUUAGUAGACAGAGCGAAAACCGAACAUGAUCUCAAAAUACCCACUUCCGAGUUCGGUAAGCAGUUAUACGAUGUAUAUGGUCCUCUUCCCCCUAUGGGCCACGGUCAUCUCCACCCUCCGCUGAGGCCCCACCUCCCCCCACCGCUUGCGCCUCCACCUAUGGCGUCUCCCCUCCAGCCCUUGGCACCUCAUCCCCCGCCAGGUACUCCCCUUCAUCACCUUCUUGGGGAGGAAUGGCGACGGUCACUCGAGAGAACAGUAGUGGAUCGGCAUCAUCUUACCUCAGGUCAAAUCUCCCCCGACAGCGGAGGAGGCCCAGUGGAGAGAUCGGACUCGAGAGAUUCCCCUCUUGGAGACGUGAACAUGAAAAGUCCUUCUUCGUUGGCUAAUGGAUUCCCCCACGAAAACAAAAGUCCUUUCCAGACCCGCGAUGACCGCUCGCCCUUCAAGGAUGACCUCCCACCCAUGGCCUUCAAAUUCGAGGACCGCAUCACAGGAGAAUCACUCAUACCAAAAGGCGAUCCCAUGGAAGCCAGAUUGCAAGAGAUUUUAAGGUUUAACAUGGAGAAGUUCUGCCAGCAGAGCCUCGACACAUUAACUCUAGCUCGGAGAGUCCGGGAACUUUUAUCCAUUCAUAACAUCGGCCAAAGACUCUUUGCUAAAUAUAUACUUGGUCUGUCACAGGGCACCGUCUCCGAACUCCUCUCGAAGCCUAAGUCGUGGGACAAACUGACGGAGAAGGGUCGUGACUCUUAUCGCAAAAUGCACGCUUGGGCCACCGACGACAACGCUGUCUUCCUCCUCAAAUCUCUCAUUCCCAAAAAAGCUUGCCGUAGGAAACCCGAAUCUUGCCAGAUGCCAAAUGGUCUUUUGACAGGAUCCCACAAGGACUCCGUCGGGGGAUUUCGAGGUCCUGACGACACCGUCACCGAGGAAAGAAUACAACACAUCCUCAGCGAGGCUUCCAGGGCCAUGACGUCCUCCUCCAUUUCCAGUCAACAGGGUCAGCAGGACCAGGACACAAGGAGUACAGAUUCCAAGUCUCCUGCAAGUUCAACACAUUCACCCAGCAGCCCCCUCUCCCGCGAUGGUCGACCGAGAGGUCUCCGCAAGUUCGACAACGACGACAUUCCCCAAGAAAAAGUCGCCAGAAUCUACCAAGAGGAACUUGUCAAAUUAAUGUCUCGACCCCACGAACCACCUCUCCCCCUCCCGAGAGACCCCCAGUAUCCUGGGAUUCUGUUCCCCUUCCUGGGACAGUCCUUACUCUUCAACAGAUCUCCGGAGGAUGUCAAGCUCGCCCUUGACGCUUACCACCAGGAGUUGAGUAAGCUCCAAGGGGCAGCAGCAACCGGAAUGGGUCUUGGCGCUACCGGUCUAGGAAUGGGCGGAGCUGGCGGUCUUGGCGUAGGAAUAGGAGGUUCACUAGGUAUGGGCGUAGGUUUAGGGGCAGGUGGUCUCCACAAUGGCGCCCAGGACCUGUCACUACCCAAGAGAGAAUCCAGAGGCGGCGAGGACGACGACGAAAGCCGAAAUCCCAGCGUCACAUCACCUUUCGGACCCACAAGAUCAAAAGCGGAGACCAGUCUUAGCACGGCUACGCCUUUAAGCAACCUCGUAACCCCGAUCACUUCCAUCGCAGCCAGCUCCGGGGAUGACCUCAGCGUGUCGGCCUCACCCCUCCAGAGGAUGGCCUCCAUCACAAACUCCCUCAUCACGGGGCCCCAGAUCUCAUCGUCACAGCCGAUGUCUCAGAAGCCCCUCAAGGCCAUCUUACCGCCCAUCACGCAGCAGCAGUUCGACCAAUACAGCAACAUGAACACUGAAGAAAUCGUCAAGAAGGUUAAAGAGCAACUCAGUCAGUACAGUAUCUCCCAAAGGUUGUUUGGCGAAUCGGUCCUAGGCCUGUCUCAAGGCUCUGUCUCGGACCUCCUUGCUCGACCCAAACCAUGGCAUAUGUUGACACAAAAGGGCCGAGAACCGUUUAUUCGAAUGAAAAUGUUUCUGGAAGACGAUAAUGCCGUGCACAAGCUGGUGGCAUCGCAGUACAAGAUCGCCCCCGAAAAACUUAUGCGCACCGGAGGAUAUACGGCUCCCCCUCUGUAUUUAGUCGGUGGGUGUCCACUCCCCGGGGGGCCAUCCGGUCCCCCUGGGGCCCAAUUCCCUGGGGGGUUGUCCACUUCUGGCUCAACUACUUUUCCAUCAUAUACAAAGGGUACGAACAAGCCCCUUCUGAAGCUUCCGGCAGACAUCCCCAAGAGCAUGGAGUCCCCACUUCCUCCGGUGAUCCCACCGUCUUUAGGCAGCCUCCCUCUUCCUUCACACCCGGUCUCCUUCGACACCAGGAUGCCGAUCUUGGACCCACUGAGGAAGACUACCCUGGGAGGAGUCCGUGCACCAGGACCUGUGGCGCCAUCAGUUUAUGAAAUGGCUGCUCUUACCCAGGACUUGGACACCCAGGUUAUCACAACAAAGAUUAAGGAGGCCCUCUUAGCCAACAAUAUAGGCCAAAAGCUGUUUGGUGAAGCAGUUCUAGGAUUAUCACAGGGCUCAGUAUCUGAGCUGUUAAGUAAACCAAAACCUUGGCACAUGCUCAGUAUCAAAGGUAGAGAACCAUUCAUCCGUAUGCAGCUAUGGCUGAAUGAUCCAAGAAAUCUAGAAAAACUCCAGAUGCUUAAAAAUGAGCGACGAGAAGCCAACAAGCGACGGCGAGCUCUUGAUCCUUCUGCUGAUGUCUCACAGGACUCACAAGAUGUGUUUCAGGCCCCUUCACCUGGUGGCUCAUCAAAGAAACAACGUGUCCUUUUUUCAGAAGAACAAAAAGAGGCCCUAAGAUUGGCAUUUGCUUUGGACCCAUAUCCUAAUUUGGCUACCAUUGAAUUCCUGGCACAGGAAUUACAGCUGUCAACCCGCACAAUCACAAACUGGUUCCAUAAUCAUCGUAUGCGACUCAAGCAAUACCCAGGAAGUCCUGGUGAUGGCACCUCUCCUUCUCGUGAUCCUUCACAGUCACCUGGCCAGUCUCAGGGUCAGUCUUUCGACCCUCUCCAGUUCCGCUUGUUACUCUCCCAGAGGUUGCUGGAGUUAAGGAAGGAAAAAGGACUCCCACCCACACUACCUGGUCUUGGUCCUGGUUUGCACCCGGGGCUUUUUCCGCACUUUCCACCUUUAGGGACACCAGGUCUGGGUGGACAACACAUUGACAGAGACUUAAGUGUUGCUGGCCUUGACUUGUCCAUGAAAGGUGAUAAUGAUUAUGAUGAUGGAUCACUUGAUGAAGAUUCCAAUAUGUCAGGUGCCAUGAGUCCAAGUGGAGGUGGCCGCUCUGAAGGUGAAGGUGAUGAUAGGGAUGGACGAGGGGCCCCUUCUCCUGUAGCAAGAUCUUCCCGAAGAAAGCCUGCAGCUCCUCAGUGGGUUAAUCCAUCAUGGGCAUCGGGUGAAUGUGGUAAAGAUCGUGAAAUGAUUAUAAAUGGGGUAUGUGUCAUGCAAACAGAUGACUAUAGGUUGGAUGAACAACAAGAAACGGUACGUAUUGAACCCACUCCAGUGGAUGAAGCACGUGCACAUUCAGUCAAAGAAGAGGAUGAUGAGGAAGAUGGAGAUGACGAUCAACAGCCAGCCUCCUCUCAGCCAUCUUCCUCACACCCAGAUAGUGUAAAACCUGAACCUGUCAGUACCUUGCAAGAUGACGACGAAUCAUCUGCAUUGCAAGAGGUUCCAACGCCUAGCAGGGAAACUGUAAAUGAAGAAAGUGAUGUGAAGGAAGAAGAGGAGGCGUGAUGCUAGCACUCGCCUAAAAUGACGCUUUUGGAUUCCAGAGUUUAUCCCGUUAAUCUUAGCGUAUUGUUGUUCGUGCAUUAUACCAAAUGUUUCGUCCUGUCAGCAAGUAAUGAGCUUCGCUAAGUUGGAUGAUGAUAUGAUGAUGAUGAUGAUGAUAGAGGCAUUGUGUCACCAGAAGGCCUCUCGGUGGAAUCUCUUAGGCACAUUGUGGGCCUAUAAAAUCACAAUUAGACUUUCAAGUCAUAAGUCCUACAAAAUGUCAACCUCUGUUAUUUUAUUAUGAAAUGUUCGUGUGUUUUACUUGUUAACUUGUCUAAAGUUUUGUAUAUACUGUAUUUCCCAAGUUUUUUGAUCAAGCUCCCCUUAGGAUAGGUGACUUCAGGUAUUUAGAAUGCCAUAAUGUUGAACUGUUCUCUGCUUAUUGCCAGUGUUGACAGAGGUUGAUCCUUUGGCCUCUGUGCAGUGUUCCAUGGGCAGAGAACAAGCAAGACCCACUAGUGUAAGGUGGUUGUCUAAGAAGUCGAGUGUUCGAACCAGUGAAAUGGUCGAACUUAUAACAACCCUGUGACAUAACAUUGAUGAUAUUCCGGUGAUCCCUUCAUUGACCAAAUAGUACAGAUUAGAACCAAAUAGUAUACACCCCUCUUUCCCCAAGUGAGACUAGUAAGUAACCUUAAAGAAUGUUUAAAAUGCAAAUUCAAAACUGUGGCUAGGUUACUGAGAAGCCCAGCAAGCAUUACUUGAGACUGUUAGUUCUAGUCUUUUAUUUUCUCAACUAAUUUCACUUUUUCAUUAUUCAGAUAUUCGCAUUUGACAUCAUGUCCAUCUAGUCCAUGGAUAAGAGCAUCUUUGGUCAUCUCAAGUUUUUUAUGAUCUCCUGAAACUCCCUUGACGUGCAUUGGAACACAAUGAUAAAAAAAGUUAUAAGGAAAUAAUAUUGCAUAACUCGUUUCGGAGUGAAAAUGGUAAUUCGCGGGCGACUCUUGUGCAAACCCCGUUCUAAACCCAUGCAAGUCAUUCGGAGCAAGAAAAAAAAAACGAAUGUGUUUGCUUUGUUGAUAAGAAGAAGGCGAAGGAGAUGAACGGAUACACAGUUAACGAAUUACAAAGUUUCGCAUUAGGCGCUAUGCCUCUGCGGGCCCAGGGAGCCAACGGCUGUAAUUGGCUUGUGUAUGGGAAAAAGACACUUUGAUUAGUGCCCGGGGAAUGCCCAGGUGAUCCAAGUCGAAGGAAAUAGUAAAGGGGCAUUAGAAGUGAAUUACGCAGCGUUCUUCAAAGAAAAGGGAGAGGGGUAAAGACAAACAAUUACAGAACAAAAAAAAGUGCUUGUGUUGUUGAUUAUUGGAUUUUAAGAAUGGAAUAAAGAUGGCGGUGAAGAUUAAAGACGUGGAGAACUGUGCUAUAUUUUGGUGGUAUGUAACUUUUUUUAUACAUAUUCUUUUUCUAUUGUGUUAAGAAAAUUUACUUCCAUAAAGAUGUGUACUACUGAUCCUGCGGUUGAUUACCCAUCUUUCCCAGGCAAAAGGUCUUGGGAACGCCCCCUGGUAUGAGGUCGCUGAUGACAAUCAUCAACCAAGUAUUCAUUAAGUUAUAAGUUCAGUCAUUAAAACUGUGACAACUUGCAAUUACUUCGAGCGUACUUUCAAAGACGAUGCCGAUUUACUCUGGAGAAUAAUGAUAAUGUAACUGCGCAUUACAAAUAUCCAAUUUCAUUCUGGUGGAAUUAAAUACAAGGAGAGACCAUUCUAAAUGGACGUCAUUUUCCCCCCUCUCAUUUUUCCUCAGGAUUUUAUUCCUCCAUUUCACUGUUUAAUGGAAGUGCCAAAAAUGAGUCUUGCAGAUAAAAACAAUAUGUCGGGCUUGUAAAUUUGUGUACUCAUUUCUUUCGUUAAAUCUAUAAUAAUCUCUGUAGGUUCUUUACACGGAGUUAUGACAUUUUGAUCACUAGGCCGCAUAAGGAUUUUAGAAAAAGUAGCUGCAUCAAAGCCACCCGUUUCCGUGGACGGUAAAAGUAAGCUAUUCAUUUUUAGUAUUUAACAAUUUCUUGUAAUGGGAAAACCUUAACUCUCUCUCUCUCUCUCUCUCUCUCUCUCUCUCUCUCUCUCUCUCUCUCUCUCUCUCUCUCUCUCUCUCUAAGGACGGCCUCUCAAACAUGGUGGGAGAAUGACAUUUCAGAAUUUAUUCUUUACAUGAAAAUGAUUUGUCCAAACACAUCCCUAACCAUUGUGUCGGGUAAUUGUAGAGCUGUUCCGGUGACCAUUCACGAGUUACCAGACAAUAAUAUUACGGGUUAAAAUGGAUCUUGAACGACUGGGUAAUGCAAUGGAAAUCAAAUGCUGUAGAAAAUGUAGUCCUUCCUCAAUAUAAUCAGUGAAAGAAAUCUCAAUAUGCUCAGUGAAAAGAAAUCUCGUUCCUGAAGUUGCGUCUGUUGAAGUUCAGUAAGCUCCCUUAGUUUACACCUGUCCAUAUGAGGGAUAAGACACGACGGGAAGAGAGUUAUUACCUUCACAUUAAUUAUGUGGUUAACUUUCUUUGAACUACAGAUAUGGAAGAAAGGCAUUCUCUCAAUAAUCCCAAUGGCUUUUAUUCUUUUCUCUCUCUCUCCUUUCGUCCAUCCUUCCAGGAAGUAAGAGAUUAGACAAAAGAUUCAAUGGAUGGAAUUCGAUACAAAGAAGGAGAAGCAUAAAAGAAUCAAAGGUCAUCGUAGUAAGCUAUUUGCCUCACAUAAUAUGUCUGUUAAAUUAAUACAUUGGUAUCUAUCCGAAUUCAAGGGUAUAGGAUUACUUUUUUUAGCCCUAUAUGUCUAGCGCAUGCGAACUUACCAUAAUCAGAAAACGAAAACAAAAUUUUGUUUACAAAUAUAACUGCGUAGUCAAUCAACAGGAAUUUUAUUUAUAACUGAAUUCGCAGUUUUCGAGACACUGACGAAAUUAAAAUUUCUUGCCGACGGCAAACAAAGAACUUUCGAUUUUAUGCCGUAGAGAAAAAUGCCACUUAUCAGAGUAUCGUAUUCAUAGUCAUGCAAACCAACCCGAUUACCCCUUUGCACAUCGGCAAAGCUGCAAGAAAGCCCAGAAAAUCUUUGGAAAAUUUUGAGGAAUUUUUUGCCUUUUAAAAAGCAGAUAGAAUAUCACCCCUUCCCCUCUCUUAUGGGGUCACCCGUCCUUGAUGAGGCCCGUCGCAUAGAUAAGGUCGGCUGAGAAAGGAUUCCAAUUUGCUUGGCUGCCUCCAUCCCAUAUUUAUGGAUGCGGAAUCAAGCCUACGUUAAGUGAUUUAUGUUUUCCAUUUGUGGUGGAAAUGGGAGAUAUGGUGAUUGACGGCAUCUCUCUAUCCAUCCCUGUGUCAUAAUGAGACGUUAGAUGGAUUUCUCAGCCCCUACUCCCCUUCCCCCUACCCCCAUCUCUCUCUCUCUCUCUCUCUCUCUCUCUCUCUCUCGUGUGGUUUACCCAAUGAGACAGAGUGAUUUAAAAACCUUCAACAAGCGUUGCAUCAGUGAUGAACGAAACUGAAUACUAUCUCGGGGGGAUUUUGCGCGGAACGCUACACGUCUUUUUGUUAUAAAUUCUUGUUAACGAUUGGGAAAAUACAUUUAUGCGUUGUUAUCUCAUAUUGUUAUAAUUUAAAUGAUACCAAAAUACAGGACAGUUCUCCUAUGUUUUGUGUUAAUAGUAGGACGAAUAAAAAUCUCUAUUAUUAGGUUGUUAUUUACAGAGGGCGGCUUUCUUUUCACCAGUGUGUGUUUGUCGUAAGCAGGGAAUGAAACCGGUGGAUAGUUAUAGUAAAGAACGUGUAAAGACGACGUCAGAGUGACUGUCUGUUUUUUUUUUUUAUUUCAACGAAGAUGACAGACGCCACAACUUUUUUUUUUACAUUAGAAAAUUUUCAUGUUUCCUCUGAUGUAUAUUAUUCAUUGCAUUUUCUUCGUUUGUUACUUAUCCUUGCAUUAAACGUGUUGCUAGGUAAUACAUUUGACAAGUAUAUCUUGCCCGCUUAGGAGAUAAGAUUAUAUCAGAUGGGGAGAUUUGUGUCACAUUCUAGAUCCACGAAAGGUGCUGAAAGGAUGCAAUCGAGAUAACUCCUCACUAUGCCUUUGUGUACACAGGCGAUCACACUAUCUCUUGAGAUGCGCGCGCAAAUGCAGGCUUUUAUAACAGAACGAUGGAAAGCUCAAAUUGGAGUUGGAGUUACGAAUACGAAGUCGAGCUUAAAACCAAAAACGUGUCCAGAUAAUGUCCGACCGGUGAAGUGUCAUUAUAGUGAUAAUUAUUUACUAAUGUUAAGAGUUAAGUUUCAUAUCAAAAUUAGAUUUUUCCAUUGGUUUAAUAUAAGACAUUGAUUUAAAAGGAGGGAUUAAUAAGUUAAAACAUAACGUCAUUAAAGCGAUGCCAGUAUGUGAGUGAGAAACAAUAUUCACAUUCUAAUAUUCUUCCUGUGGAAAACGGACGAACAUGAAAGGGAACUGUUCUAGCGAGAUCCCUUCCCAUCCCAUCCCGACCCAGUGCCAGGAAGCAAGCAUAAUCAUUCUGCGUUGGUGAAGAUGGAUGCAAUUAAUCCCUUUAUGCUCACUCCCGGGCUUGUGUAAUAUGUGUUUGUGUGCAAGGAGAUCGGACAAGGUCGAAUCUUUAGAGCGCCUGCAGGUAAGGCUCGUCGCAAGAUUCAACAAGAUGGUUGUUGCAUUUUGCAACCGGCAGCAAGUUGCAUCAGUUGAGCGAAAUUGGGAACAUCUAUUUACGGGUGACAGUCUUUUGGACGAUAACUGUAAUUAAAAUGAGCGAAAACAGUUUGCGAACGAUGAGUCCAGGGCCUGGUUUUAUCGAGAAUCGACUAGGAUGGAAAAAUCCUCUCACACGCUACUCGUCAACUCGACGACACAAAAGAUAGAUAGAUCGGUUAUUUUAAAAGAUGUCAAGUCAGUUCAUUUCCCAACAGUAAAAGAACAGAUGACAAUAUCAAGUUUUAACUCCGAACUUAAAAACGACAAUCAAUCGCUCACUUUCGCCUUUGCAUUAUCGACUUUCUCCCUCUCUUUGACUGGACCGCGCGAUAUUCAUCCAUGAUAAACAGAUUAAGCACAUCCAUCGACCAGCGAUUGUGAAAAGAAAUACUUGGGUCCCUUUUUAUUCGCAAAAUAAAGUGACCGAUAAAUUUCGUCGACGAUGUAUUAUAAGUCUCGUAAAGUUCAUUUGUCAUCAAGGUUACAUGCGAAUUUGAACUUUACUGAUUUUCAUCAACUAAUAUGGAAAAGACUCGAGAGUUUCUCUCUCUCUCUCUCUCUCUCUCUCUCUCUCUCUCUCUCUCUCUCUCUCUCUCUUCUGCCUUUUGUCUUAAUUCUAUGUUUUUCUAAAAAAGAAAAAAAAAAGACUUUAGUAGCCUGGCAUAGACGAAGAAAUUUUCAAUUAUGAAUUAGAUUCUAUCGUGUUUUUAUUAUUCACCUCUCUAAAUAUUAAGGGAACUUUGUAAAUAGAGUUCAGGCUAUUAAUGAAUAUAGCUUGUCAAGUAUCAGGUUUAUUAUUAAUGAUAAUUACUAUCCAAGUACUGUUAUUUCUCGCAGUCUUUGUUAAGGAUUUUACAUAUGCCGAUAACAAUAUUGUUUGUAAUUCAUUACUGAUAUGUUUGUCAUUCAUUGAUUGUGUGGUUUUCGUGCCUUCCUUCGUUUGUUUCUUUGUUUGUUAAUUUGUUAGGUCGUUUGCAUCAUCACCCUCCCAGAUAUAUAAUAUACAUUCGUCGCGUGGCUGUCGUUUUUGACACAGAAAUUCUAAGGAAAGUCAAAAUGGAGUAAUUCAGAGAAAAGGGAGAAGAAGUCCUCCUCGAAAGUUGAUCUGUCUGUCUGUCUGUCUGUCAACAUACUUCUGAGUUGUGUUACAAUUAGAUGAAGUGAAUAUAUUUGUUUUUUGCUAGAAACCUCUACUGUAGUAGUCUCCUCGUAGACAAUGUUUCAUUCCAGUAUAAUUCCAAAAAAAUAAAAAACCUCGUAUGCUAAAAUAGUGAAUGAAAAAAAUGUGUGUUCAACUAUAAACAAAGCCUUAGAUGUGUGUCAAUAAGAGCGCUUUUUCUAUUCACGGAACGUGAAAAGAUGGUCUUUAUUGAAUAGUUGUCGGAGGUUUCAAACAUGAAGCGUUGAAAGCACAUUGUAAUCAUUAUCGAAGGAUCUCCCAGUGUUUGUUCGCGUGCGCACGCGCGCUGUGCAGUUGUUGAUCUUGACCCUACGGGGAUCACGCCUGGAUGCGGUGGUCUCCGCGUCUUGUGAUGUUCAUCUCAAAGUUCUUAUCAUUAUUCAAUAGGUAGCAUCUCCCUUGCCCGCCCAACCACCCCCAUGCCCACCAACUAUAGACUUUUAUUAUUAUGAUUAUUAUACUCUAUUUCCUGUUGACAUUAUCGCGUGAUUGUUACUUUUACCAUAAUUAUUCAUUUUCUCCCUCGUCUGGUCGAGAAGUAAAAUGAGUUUUUUAAAAAAGCGGAGCCAUAUUGUAAAUCCCUUGAUUCAAAGAAAAGUUAGGCCAACAGGUGAAAGCGUGACUUCUUUUGCCUGCGCGCCACGAUCUGUUCACGACCUUCAGGAACAGCUUUUGAAUGACGACGACCCGUUCAUGUUCCCAGCGAACAUUGGAAGGAAAAUCUCCAUCUUGUAAAUAUAUAAAUAAUAAUAAUAAUAUUAUCCGUUCAGACUUGUUCGAACGAGAGAUCCUGUUGUGUAAAGUGUUAAGUCAUACUGGCUGGAGGAAUUGCUAUGAAAAUGAACCUUGGAGUAAAUAAGCAAAAAAAGUGAAAAUGAAAAUUAAAAAAAAAAAAAAAAGUGAAUUUCUGUGCAAGAUCGGCAUUCGCCAUUGUGGCCACUCCGGUCUCCCUCCCCCCCGCCCCCUCCAUCAACCCUUUAUGUCUCUUAGGGGGGAGUGACUCUGCAUCUUUUUAAGGUCCAUAGGGAAUAUAAUGAAAGAAAAUAAAUAAAGGAUCCGUUGUGCCAAUUGACAAAGUUUCUUCUUCUGUGUCAUCAAUAAGGGUCAGUAUGGCAUUUAUCUAUUGAGCAUUUUACGCCCUUACCUACUUAUAACUACAGUCACAGAUAGGUAGAGAACCCAUUUCUCUUUCCCUUCCCUCCAACAGCUCUCCCCCCCCCCCCCCCCCCCCCCCCCCCCCCCACAGAUAAAUAAAUUCCUCACCCAGAGUGCGAAAUACUGUAUAAGCUUCAUCACCCUCCCUCCCUCCCUCCCUACCUCCCUCCCUCCCUCCCAAAACCUUUUCUCCCUGUCUCCCUACUUUCAAAUGGUGGUGAAUGUAUUGGCUACCUAUGACCCCCAACCCUCCGCAAGGACGUUUUGCAUUGUAAGAUUUAAAUUAAGUUUAAUAUUAUUGUACAUAAGAUAUUCAUAUCAAUCUGUAUGUCUUUUGAGAUUUCUAAAUUAAAACUAUUUGUCUGUAUUUAUACAGAAUA
This is a messenger RNA of Macrobrachium nipponense, 12662 nucleotides long. RefSeq names its product homeobox protein cut-like. The record is from RefSeq and is a predicted model, not a curated record. Gene Ontology annotation, cellular component: nucleus. Gene Ontology annotation, biological process: regulation of transcription by RNA polymerase II. Gene Ontology annotation, molecular function: DNA-binding transcription factor activity, RNA polymerase II-specific; RNA polymerase II transcription regulatory region sequence-specific DNA binding. NCBI's taxonomy places the organism in Eukaryota, Metazoa, Arthropoda, Malacostraca, Decapoda, Palaemonidae. Bases 704 to 5233 code for a protein of 1509 amino acids. The transcript is spliced from 20 exons.